Ficedula albicollis (Collared flycatcher) is the source of this 588-nucleotide messenger RNA. RefSeq names its product eukaryotic translation initiation factor 5-like. NCBI's taxonomy places the organism in Eukaryota, Metazoa, Chordata, Aves, Passeriformes, Muscicapidae. Gene Ontology annotation, molecular function: translation initiation factor activity; GDP-dissociation inhibitor activity; eukaryotic initiation factor eIF2 binding. The record is from RefSeq and is a predicted model, not a curated record. Gene Ontology annotation, cellular component: cytosol. The transcript has 3 exons. The coding region runs from base 214 to 588 and encodes 124 amino acids. Gene Ontology annotation, biological process: formation of cytoplasmic translation initiation complex; translational initiation; formation of translation preinitiation complex.
UGCAGAGCUGUUGCGCAGCCACUGGUACCUGUAUUGGGGAAACAUAGCAUACAAGCAAGAACCUUACAGCCUCAGUGGCGAAAAUUUUUUCAUGUCAGAGACCGAGAACUCUUGCAGUCGUUUAUGUCAUCCCGUCUUCUCCAGACAGAAGAUACCAAAAAACUGCAAUCAAAGAUCUCUUCAUCUUAUUGAUAAAGCUACUAAUAAGGCAAAAUGUCUGUCAACGUCAACCGCAGUGUUUCAGAUCAGUUCUAUCGCUACAAAAUGCCCCGUCUGAUUGCCAAGGUGGAGGGCAAAGGAAAUGGAAUAAAGACAGUUAUAGUCAACAUGGUUGACGUUGCAAAGGCGCUUAAUCGGCCUCCAACGUAUCCUACCAAAUUUUUUGGUUGUGAGCUGGGAGCACAGACCCAGUUUGAUGUUAAGAAUGACCGUUACAUUGUCAAUGGAUCUCAUGAGGCGAAUAAGCUGCAAGACAUGUUGGAUGGAUUCAUUAAAAAAUUUGUUCUCUGUCCUGAGUGUGAGAAUCCUGAAACUGAUCUGGUGAGUGCUCUCUGUUUUAGCAGUGACACUAUGGAAACACGGUGUUGA